Scheffersomyces amazonensis is the source of this 1815-nucleotide messenger RNA. RefSeq names its product SCF ubiquitin ligase complex subunit. The record is from RefSeq and is a predicted model, not a curated record. Gene Ontology annotation, cellular component: cytoplasm. Gene Ontology annotation, molecular function: guanyl-nucleotide exchange factor activity. The transcript has a single exon. The coding region runs from base 1 to 1815 and encodes 604 amino acids. Lineage: Eukaryota; Fungi; Ascomycota; Pichiomycetes; Serinales; Debaryomycetaceae.
AUGACUACACUAACAAUAUUUGAUUUAGGUGAUGACGUAUUAGUAGAUACCAUCACCAAAUACCUUUCAUAUCGGGAUAUCUUUAAUUUUUCAAUUACAAAUAAAUAUUUAUAUAAUCUCUUUUAUCAUUCACCACUAUCAUCAAUAAUUUAUAAUAUUCUUUAUUUAAAAAAGUAUACAAAUAAUGAAAAUCAUAAUGUUAAACUUUUAAAAGAUUUUAAUUGGAAAAAGUUAUUUUCAUUACGUAGUGAUCCUCAUCAAAAAUUGUAUACUUGGGGUUCAGCAGAUAUGGGAAGAUUAGGUUAUAAAUUUGCUUCUGUACCUUCAGAUCAUCAAUCAAUUAAUCCAACUUUUACAUUUAGACCUUCAGGGAUUCAUACUCCAACUAAUCUUGAUAAAUUUAAUAAUCAUAUUUUAGUUGAUGUAAUUGCUAAUGGAUUUUCGUUUAUUAUACUUACAAAUGAAGGUCUGUUAUAUUAUACUGGAGCAAAUUGGAAAUCUUCUACAAGUAUUUAUAGAUCUUCAACUCCUGGACCAAUUGAAGGUUAUGAUUAUUAUGAACCUCCUUCAACAAUGUAUAUAACUAGAGAUUCUAAUGCUUUAGGAGCUAGAAGAACUUUAUUAACUCAUUUACCAAGUCCAGAUAAUAGAUAUGAUCGAGAUAUUGAUAUUAAUCCUGAUCAUGAAACAAUAACUCAGCCUCAAGGUAGAAGAAGAUUACCAGCUACAAAUUUAACAUUACCACCCGAAAGAUUAAAUCCUAUGGAAGGAAUUAAUUCAGAUGGAUCAAUAUCUCCAAGUAGUAAACCUAAUGUUAAAGAAUCUGAAUUUGUUACAAAAUUAAAAUUACCUCCAUGGCAUGAAGAAAAAGAUUUUAAAAGAAAGAUUAUUAGUAUAAGUAGUGGAAGAGAACAUAUUCUUGCGUUAGAUAAUUAUAAUAAUUUAUAUACAUGGGAUUCAGGUACAAGAACUGAUGUGGGAAUAAGAUUAAAAUUUCCUGGAUUAGAUAUAAUUGAUCCAAUUGAAAAAAUUGUUGCGGGAUGGAAUUUAUCCGGAUGUUAUAUUGAAUCAAUUGGAUUAAUUAUUUGGUAUACUCGUAUACCAUUUAGUGAAGAACAAUUUAAAUUAAAUGAUUUUAGUAGUGAAACAAAAUAUUUUAUAAUACCAGGAACUCGUCAUAAUAUUAUUGAUUUUGCUCUUGGAGCUGAUUUAGUAUUAUUUAUAAAGAAAUCAGAUAAAAAAUUAUAUAAAUUACAAUUUUCAGUUCAUGAAUUUGCUAGAACUGAAGUUGGAAUUAAUAUUGUAAUUCCUGAAAUUGAAUCAUUAGAUAGUUUUAAUAAUUGGUUGAAAAAUUAUAAUAUUUAUAAUGGAUUAAAUUCUAAUUUUUCUAAAGUUAGUUGUUGUUUUAAUAAUUUUGUUGUAUUUACUGAUCAUGAUUCUAUAUUAUUAGGAUCUAAAUCUGAUGAUAAUGUUGAUGCUAAUAAUUUAGAUACGGUUAAAGUUAUUGAAGAAUUACAACAUCAAAAUAUUAAAUCAAUUGAAAUUGGUGAUUAUCAUUAUUUAGCUCUUACAACUGAUGGAAAUGUCCUUAGUUGGGGGAUAGAUUCUAAAAAUUGUGGAUGUUUAGGGUUAGGACCUAAGGAAAAAAUUAAAGACAUUUAUGGAUCUAAUAGUAUACAAGAUCAUCAAGAAAGAGGAUUUACUGCGACUAAGCCAUUAAUGGUAAAAAACCCGCCUUAUCCAGGGAAAUGGUUAGCUAUUGCAGCCAAUGGAUGGCACUCAGGCGGGAUAUAUGUGCCACUAAAUGUCGAAUAA